Messenger RNA from Abrus precatorius (Indian licorice), 1530 nucleotides. RefSeq names its product sugar transport protein 14-like. NCBI's taxonomy places the organism in Eukaryota, Viridiplantae, Streptophyta, Magnoliopsida, Fabales, Fabaceae. Gene Ontology annotation, cellular component: membrane. The coding region runs from base 1 to 1530 and encodes 509 amino acids. Gene Ontology annotation, biological process: monosaccharide transmembrane transport. Gene Ontology annotation, molecular function: monosaccharide transmembrane transporter activity. The record is from RefSeq and is a predicted model, not a curated record. The transcript has 4 exons.
AUGGCAGGUGGAGGAUUUGCUGAUAUAGGGAAUGCCAAGAGGGCUCAUCUAUACCAGUACAAGAUUACUGGAUUUUUCAUCUAUUCUUGCAUUGUUGGAGCUCUCGGUGGCUCUCUAUUCGGCUAUGAUCUUGGUGUUUCAGGUGGAGUUACCUCCAUGGAUGAUUUCCUAAAAGAAUUCUUCCCACAUGUGUAUGAGAGGAAGCAUGCACAUCUUGCAGAAACAGAUUAUUGUAAAUAUGAUGAUCAGCUAUUGACACUCUUCACUUCAUCUCUGUAUUUUGCUGCCCUCAUAUCCACCUUUGGUGCUUCAAGUUUAACGAAGAACAAAGGAAGGAAAGCCAGUAUCUUAGCUGGUUCCAUAAGCUUCUUUAUUGGAGCAGUUCUAAAUGCAGCUGCAAAGAACAUUGCAAUGUUGAUCAUUGGACGUGUCCUUCUUGGUAUUGGCAUUGGGUUUGGUAACCAAGCUGUUCCUCUCUAUCUUUCAGAAAUGGCUCCAUCAAAAAUAAGAGGAGCAGUGAACCAACUCUUUCAAUUAACAACAUGUUUGGGAAUUUUAGUCGCUAACCUUGUGAAUUAUGGUACUGAGAGGCUUCAUCCUUGGGGGUGGAGGUUGUCUCUUGGUUUAGCUACUGUUCCAGCAAUUUUGAUGUUCAUUGGAGGUUGUGUGUGUCCUGAGACACCUAAUAGUCUUGUGGAACAAGGACGAAUUGAGGAAGGAAGAAUAGUGUUGGAGAAGGUUAGGGGCACCCCUAAUGUUGAUGCUGAAUUUGAUGAUCUUCUUGAGGCUAGUAGAGACGCAAAAGCUAUUAAGAACCCAUUUCAGAACCUCCUUAAAAGAAAGAACAGACCACAGUUAAUAAUUGGUGCAUUGGCUAUUCCAGCAUUCCAACAGCUAACUGGCAACAACUCCAUUCUCUUCUAUGCCCCUGUCAUUUUCCAAACCUUGGGAUUUGGCUCUAGUGCAUCUCUGUAUUCAUCUGUUAUUACAAGUGUUGCACUUGUUCUUGCCACUCUGAUCUCAAUGGCUUAUGUUGACAAGUUCGGUAGGAGAGCUUUCUUUUUGGAAGCCGGUGCUGAAAUGAUAUUCUGCAUGGUUGCUACAGCUAUAGUUUUGGCUUUGGAAUUUGGAAAGGGAAAGCAACUACCAUUGGGUAUUGGUAUCUUUUUAGUUAUAGUGAUUUUCUUAUUCGUUUUGGCAUAUGGAAGAUCUUGGGGUCCCUUGGGGUGGUUGGUUCCUAGUGAGCUAUUCCCACUAGAGAUAAGGUCAGCAGCACAAAGUGUUGUGGUGUGUGUCAACAUGAUCUUCACAGCACUUGUGGCACAACUCUUCCUUGUAUCACUUUGCCACCUCAAAUAUGGAAUUUUCUUGCUAUUUGGUGCCUUGGUUGCCCUUAUGAGCUGCUUUAUCUUCUUCUUCUUGCCAGAAACUAAACAAGUUCCCAUUGAGGAGAUUUAUCUUCUGUUUGAGAAGCAUUGGUUUUGGAAGAGAAUAGUAGCAGGAAACAAUGGAUCUGGAACACCCGUAUAA